Messenger RNA from Mugil cephalus (flathead mullet), 2820 nucleotides. RefSeq names its product protein kinase, cAMP-dependent, regulatory, type I, beta (gene prkar1b). Gene Ontology annotation, molecular function: cAMP-dependent protein kinase regulator activity. Gene Ontology annotation, cellular component: cAMP-dependent protein kinase complex. The record is from RefSeq and is a predicted model, not a curated record. Lineage: Eukaryota; Metazoa; Chordata; Actinopteri; Mugiliformes; Mugilidae. The transcript is spliced from 10 exons. Bases 361 to 1332 code for a protein of 323 amino acids. Gene Ontology annotation, biological process: regulation of protein phosphorylation.
CGCAGGAGCGAUGAGAGACGGGCUUUUUUUUUUUUUUCUUCCUUUUUUCGCUGCGAUCAGUGUUUUCAUCAAUAGAAUCGUUCUGUAGCUGCUGUGUCGUGGACGUUUUCUGCCACUUCUCUCGCGGCGCCGCGCGCCAACUUGGAUUCUCUGCUCACCUGCGCGCACACACGCACACACACAAACACACAGCCGUUGUUGUGCCACAAUGGCAAGAUGCUGAUGCGCUCUGACACGUGUGUCAGGUGUUUAUGAGAUGGGGAUCCAUGUGCGCUGAUUGCCAUGCACGCUUUGACUUGAUGCCUGGCUCCUCCGGCAGGCUGAGGGACACAACAGGUCUGGCGAGGGGCCCUCCAUGCCAUGGAAGAAUGCAAGCAGAUCAUGGCACGCCAGAAAUCUAACAGCCAGUCCGACUCACAUGAUGAUGAGGUUUCUCCCCCACCGCCCAACCCUGUCGUCAAGGCCCGCCGCCGCAGGGGAGGGGUCAGCGCUGAGGUCUACACCGAGGAGGAUGCUGUCAGCUAUGUUCGCAAGGUGAUCCCAAAAGACUACAAGACCAUGACCGCCUUGGCCAAGGCCAUCUCCAAGAACGUGCUGUUCGCCCACCUGGACGACAACGAGAGAAGUGACAUAUUUGAUGCCAUGUUCCCAGUGACCCACAUCGCAGGGGAAACCGUUAUCCAGCAAGGUGAUGAAGGGGACAACUUUUAUGUGAUUGACCAAGGUGAAGUGGACGUGUAUGUGAACGGUGAGUGGGUGACCAGUAUUGGAGAAGGAGGUAGCUUCGGAGAGCUGGCCCUGAUCUACGGGACUCCUAGAGCCGCCACCGUCAAGGCCAAGACUGAUCUCAAACUGUGGGGAAUCGACCGAGACAGCUACCGCCGCAUCCUCAUGGGUAGCACGCUGAGGAAGAGAAAGAUGUAUGAAGAGUUCCUCAGCAAGGUCUCCAUCCUCGAGUCUUUGGAUAAGUGGGAGCGUCUGACGGUGGCCGACGCGCUGGAACCUGUGCAGUUUGAAGAUGGAGAGAAGAUCGUGGUGCAGGGAGAACCCGGCGAUGACUUCUUCAUCAUUACGGAGGGCAUCGCCUCUGUUCUGCAGCGCAGGUCCGACAAUGAGGAGUAUGUGGAGGUUGGACGCCUCGGACCCUCUGACUACUUCGGCGAAAUCGCCCUGCUGUUGAACCGUCCCAGGGCAGCCACCGUAGUCGCCCGCGGACCCCUGAAGUGCGUGAAGCUGGACAGGCCCCGCUUUGAGCGUGUGCUGGGCCCAUGCUCAGAGAUCCUCAAGAGAAACAUCCAGAGAUACAACAGCUUCAUCUCUCUCACUGUGUGACAGGUCGGCCCCCCACCCCGCGCCCACCCUCCCCCGUCCGGGCCCCCACCAGCAGGCGUGUGCAACAUCAGCAUCAGAGUUUUCGGUCAGUGGGUGGGAAGGGGGCGAGGACGCGGGGUGAAGGACAUGGGUUUUACAUCUACAGUGACAGGGUGCUCGUUUCUUUUUCAUUUUUUAUUUUUAUUUUUUUCCCAUUUUGCGCGUUUCUUUCUUUCGACCUCGUGCACUUUGACUUGAUCUGUGCUGUCACGUAGCUUUAUUUAAAGAACAACACGCAGGGGUGUACAAAUCUGAGACUGGUUCAGCUCAUUAUGUGAUGUAAAUGAGUCGUGCAUACAGCGUCCAUGAAGCAUGCUUCGAGUCCGACAGAGAGCGGUGUUUAGCACUUUCAUCGACUUACGAAAGGAACGGAUGAAUUCAGGAAAUAAGAAGGAAGCUAAGUCAUGUUUACGUGCGGCGCGGGAGGAAGUGAGUGCAGGUUUCUUCGCUCGCUGGCUGUGGUUUGCCUUUUUUUUUUUUGUUUUUUGUUUUUUUAAACGACGUGACGCCGUUUUUAGAUCGCGCACGACACAGACCUCUGUUCUUUGAAAAUGUAGCUGUAGAGGCGUGAAGAAAAAUAACAUUCUUGGCUGUUUCAUUCGUUUCGAGUGCUUCUUACGUGUGCUUUUACUGUCGUGCAUCGGUCGGGAGUUUGUUAGCGUCGACGUGUCCGGUCGGAUGCUACACUUUCUCCGUUUCUUUCGGUUUUUUUAUCGUCAACAAAGCCCGUGAACGGAGCGACAUUACGAUGUCAAACUGACCCAUGUACAAAUAUUUCAUGAGAUUUGUUGACUAUAAGAUAAAAAUCUAGAAAAUCACCAAAGUUAUCCUUUUGCAUUUAUGUGGUGCGUGCCAGACAAAUUAAUUAAUUCAAUUUUUGUUUUCUUUUAAAUAGAAAUCCUCUCUCAUUUCGGUAUAUUUCCUGAAGCGGCUCAGUCCGAUCUGUGAGCUGCGGUAUUUUAAAAGCUCAGUGGUGUUAUCAGACCUCUCCUCAAAACACAAACAGAGUCUGAAACACACAACCAUACUGUAUAUGCUUACACUGUCUCAGGACUAAAUAAAUCCUCCACACGCACACACACACACACACAAACACAAACACAAACACAGGUCUUACCUGACGCUUUUCUUAGCUGGUUUUGUUCCAUGUUGUAUUGCUAGAUAAAAGCUUUUGCACCACUUUAGAGUUUGUGACUUUCGAUCAACGCAGCGGUUUGAGUUGAGCUGUUUUUAAGAACAUGACUUCUAUCUACUGAACAAUAUAUUUACUUGUGUUGCUUUUUCCUCUGUCAAACUUGCACAACCGACCCAGCGACUGGUGUUGCAUAAACGGGACGUCCAGAAAAGAAUCGUUCUGUAUUCUCUCUUCGUGUGUAUCUUUUAUUUUUUUCUUCUUCUUCUUUCAACUAUCAAACCAUCUUGAGCAAAUAAAGAUAAGCUUCUGAAAUC